AUGACGUCGAUCAAAGAAGACGAAAAGAAAGAAAUUCCUGAAAUAAUCCAUGAUCCUCAAACAAAUAGUACAUAUCAAAGGCUAAGAUUCUUUGGAAAGGGUGGUUUUGCAAAAUGCUACGAAAUACAAGACAUGGCAUCAAAUCAAGUAUACGCGGGGAAGAUAGUAUCAAAAAAGCUCAUGGUAAAAUCAAGUCAGAAAGAGAAAAUGGCUCAAGAGAUAUCCAUCCAUCGAUCCCUGCUACACAAGCACGUUGUCGGUUUCCACAGUUUUUUCGAAGACUCUCUUAAUAUUUAUAUUAUUUUAGAGUUGUGUAAAAGAAGGUCGAUGAUGGAGUUACACAAACGUAGGAAAGCCAUAACGGAACCAGAGACAAGGUUCUACAUGCAUCAGAUUCUGCUUGGUGUGCAGUACUUGCACAGCAAGAGGAUCAUUCAUAGAGAUCUCAAACUCGGCAACCUGUUUCUUGAUGAUGACCUCCAUGUCAAAAUUGGAGAUUUUGGUUUAGCAGCCAGAAUUGAAUAUGAAGGAGAGAGAAAGCAGACUUUAUGUGGUACGCCUAACUAUAUAGCACCAGAAAUAUUGACUAAGAAAGGACACUCAUUUGAAGUUGACAUUUGGAGCUUGGGCUGUAUAAUGUACACAUUGCUUGUUGGCAAACCGCCGUUUGAGACGUCCACACUGCGAGACACUUACAAGAGAAUAAAACAGUGUGAAUACAGAAUCCCUUCAUCACUCCGCAAGCCGGCCGCAUCAAUGAUCGUCCUGCAAUUACAAUCCAAUCCCUCGAUGCGUCCAUCAGUAGACAAACUAUUGCAACACGAGUUCUUCACGUCUGGCAUAAUGCCGGCCGCGCUACCGCUGUCCUGCCUCACAACCGCACCAAGGACAGACCAGCUCGAGGGUAUGGCCCUACACCGCCGGCCUCUCAACGAGGUUAAUGCUAAUGAUAAUAUUAUGGCGGUGGACUCGCCAGUGAAGAGAGUGCCUCCCGCAGAACCCCGCGCUGUAGAACCCACAUCCCACCGACAAAAUCUCCUUGCACUGCGCGACCAACUUGCUGCGUUGCUUACUAAUAAGCUGAAGUGUCGUCGCGAAUGCCUCAACGACGAUAUGAGCGACCCCGCAGCACAACCGCUUGUGUGGGUCGGCAAGUGGGUCGACUACAGCGACAAGUAUGGGUUCGGCUACCAGCUGUGCGAUGAGAGUGUUGGAGUCAUGUUCAACGAUACUACCAAGCUGAUUAUGCUUGCUAAUGGAGUGAAUGUACACUACAUCAACCGGCAAGGCCAGGAGCAGUACAUGACAAUGCGGGAAUACCCUCAAGAGCUAGACAAGAAAAUGAAACUCCUUACGUAUUUUAGACGAUAUAUGACUGAGCAUCUUAUGAAAGCUGGAGCAUCAGUACCAGUUAGAGAGAGUGAUGGUCUCUCGAGAUUGCCUCACUUGCACCAGUGGUUCAGAACGACACUUGCCGUCAUUAUGUACCUUACUAAUGGAACUUUACAGAUAAACUUCCAAGAUCAUACCAAAAUAAUCCUGUGUCCUUUAAUGCAAGCUGUUACAUAUAUUGAUAUUGAGAAAAACUUUAGGACAUUCCGAUUCAGUACAAUUGAAGAACAUGGUUGUGAUAAAAAAUUAUACACUAAUUUGACAUAUGCCCUUGAAAAACUUAACAGUGUACUAGCUAAUAAACUGUGCUAGCCAAUUACUUACAUUGCCUAUGGACCUAGAAUAUCAUUACAUGAUUAUUAAUGAAUUAAUUAUCUGCACAGAUUGAAUGUGAGAAGAUGGA
Messenger RNA from Melitaea cinxia (Glanville fritillary), 1795 nucleotides. RefSeq names its product serine/threonine-protein kinase polo (gene polo). The coding region runs from base 1 to 1704 and encodes 567 amino acids. Gene Ontology annotation, cellular component: cytoplasm; centrosome; nucleus. The record is from RefSeq and is a predicted model, not a curated record. NCBI's taxonomy places the organism in Eukaryota, Metazoa, Arthropoda, Insecta, Lepidoptera, Nymphalidae. The transcript is spliced from 10 exons. Gene Ontology annotation, molecular function: protein serine/threonine kinase activity; protein binding; ATP binding. Gene Ontology annotation, biological process: protein phosphorylation; regulation of cytokinesis; mitotic cell cycle.